GUAAACCUACACUUCUCCCCUUCCCCGUUUUGGCUUCUCAGAGAAAAAGGGUUUUCGUUUUCGCUCUCACUGUUGUUCUCUUCUCUUCUCUUCUCUGCACUCUUUCAUCAUCAUCCAUGGCUCAACGCGCCGCCGCUACCUCCGAUUCUCCCCUCCGUGUCGCCGCCGCACCUCCAUUGCAGAUCUCCAAAGAUGUCACAGGCUCUGACAAUCCUAUUCCACUUUCACCACAGUGGCUUCUGCCAAAGCCCGUGGAGAGUAAACCUGGAUCAGGAAAUGUGGGAAACAAUGUGAUCUCAAUUCCACCAUAUGGCACCCACUCAGAGACUGUUAAGACAUCUGGUAAUGGAGAGGAUGGGCAUGAUGUCCAAAAGAGAAAGGAUGUGUUUAGGCCAUCCAUGCUGGACUCAGAAAGUGGACGUCGUGAUCGUUGGCGUGAUGAGGAGAGAGAAACUAAGUCUGCCACACGUAAAGAUCGUUGGAGGGACGGGGACAAAGACCUAGGUGAUUCUCGGAAAGUGGAUCGAUGGGCAGAUAGUCUUCCUUCAAAGAACUUAGGAGAAGCACGUCGUGGUGCAUCUGAUAGUCAUAGACGGAAUGAUUCAGGAAACCGAGAAACUAACUUUGAUCAGCGACGUGAGAGUAAGUGGAACACACGUUGGGGUCCUGACAAUAAGGAGCCAGAAGGUCCUCGUGAAAAAUGGAGCGAUUCUGCAAAAGAUGGUGAUAUACAUCUGGACAAAGGCUUGUCUCACAUUUCCAAUCUUGGAAAGGAUGAGAAGGAGGGAGACCAUUAUCGACCUUGGAGACCUAAUUACUCACAAAGCCGUGGAAGGGUAGAGCCUCCCCAUUCCCAGAACACAACGCCUAACAAACAAGCCUCCACAUUUUCCUAUGGGCGUGGUCGUGGGGAGUAUACACCUCCAAUCUUAAGUCUUGGACAUGGGCGUUCCGGCUCUGGUGGUAACUCUCUAAAUAGCACAUAUGCUGGCGCUCCAUUGGAUAAAGUCGAAAGUGGACAUGACGAUCCUGGCCACUUCAGAUAUAAUAGGACUAAGUUGCUUGAUUUGUACAGAGUGACUGAUGUCGGUACAAAUAGAAAACAGGUUGAUGAAUUUGUGCAGGUACCUAAUCUCACACAGGAUGAACCUGUGGAGCCUCUAGCUCUUUUUGCACCAACAUCUGAGGAACUGACUGUCUUAAAUGGUAUUGACAAAGGGGAAAUAAUUAGUAGCAGUGCGCCUCAAGUUCCAAAGGAUGGAAGGGGAUCAACAGAUUUCACUCAUACUAGACGAAUGAAGCUUGGAAGUUCUCCUCUUCAAGAUAGAGUUGAAGGUGGAGGUUCUGACAGAGUAGCUGAUGAGUUGUCCAGUAAUAGAGAUUCAUCCUUUGAAGGAAAUAGUAAUGUUCAUUCUGGUGCUGGAUGGAGAGCCAUGCCAGGAGGUGAGCAGGCAACUGCUCUUCUGCAUGAUAGCAGAGAUGUAUCAAAUGAUGCUAGAAUCAGAAAAUCAGAUAUGAGCUCGCACCAGCCAAAAGAUCCUUUUAAUCAGCGGGGAAAUAAUUUGAGUUAUUUAUCUGACUCCAAAGACGUAGGUAAGUGGCAUGCUAGUGGAGAUCCCAAUGUUAAGAGGCAGCUAUCUGGCAUUUUUGACAGUGAACUUGAAUCCAGGAGAGUUCCUCCGACUGCUCCAGAGGAGUUAUCCCUUUUUUAUAAAGAUCCAAACGGUCAAAUCCAAGGUCCAUUUAAAGGGAUUGAUAUUAUUGGAUGGUUUGAGGCUGGAUAUUUUGGUAUUGACCUACCUGUUCGUCUGGAAAAUUCAGCUGCUGACUCACCAUGGUUGUCUCUUGGUGAUGCCAUGCCCCAUUUACGUGCUAAAGCUCGACCUCCACCAGGAUUUUCUGCACCGAAACCAAAUGAGUUUACAGAUAUAUCUGUCCGGCAAAAUUCUAGUACAUUUGGAAAUACUCUUACUGGAUUGAGUGAGAGUGAACUAUUGAAAAGUGAUUCAAGACAUAGGCAGGGUGCUGAUAGUGAAGCUGAAAAUAGGUUUAUGGAGCCAUUCAUGUCUGGUAGCAAAAGCAGUCCUGCACUUGACAGCCUGAAAUUAUCUGAAGGUUUUCAUGGGUUCGUUGGAAAUGAUUCUGGUAGUUUUGGCUCAUCAGGAGUAGAUAGUGGAAGCAACCUUUACUCAGUUGCCAAUAGGCUGGCACUUGAACGCCAGAUGUCCUUACCCAAACCUUACCCAUAUUGGCCUGGGCGGGAUGCACCUUCAGUCGCCCCAACAUCAAAUAUUGUCCCUGAUGCAUCACUGCAAUCAAAACUCUUGUCUUCAGUGAAUGAUAAUUCCCACCAACCUCAGUCCGUGAAUUCUGAGUUGAUGUCAAUCAUCCAGGGAUUAUCUGACAGGACAUCUGCAGGUGUAAAUAAUGGUGCUGCUGGUUUGCCAAAUUAUCCGUUACAGAAUAAUGUUGACUUACUUCUUAAUCAGAGUUUGCCUCAAAUGCCAUUUGGAAUUCAACAACAAAGGCUGCCCACACAAAACCAGUUGUCUAUGAGCAAUUUACUCGCUCAAGCUGCUGAUAACCCAUCUAGUGCUUUGACAGCAGAGAAGCUACUUUCUUCUGGUUUAUCACAAGAUCCUCAAAUAUUGAAUCUGUUGCAACAACAAUACUUGUUGCAGUUGCAUUCUCAUGCGGCUGCUCCAGCACAUCAGCUGCCCCUAUUAGAUAAACUCCUGUUGUUGAAGCAGCAACAGAAGCAGGAGGAGCAGCAGCUAUUAUUGCGGCAACAACAGCAACAACUACUAUCUCAAGUCCUUCAGGAGCAACAUUCUAGCCAGAUCUUUGGUAAUUCAUCUUAUGGACAAUUGCAAGGUGUCUCACCAAUGGGGAAGUUGCCUGUGGAUUCUUCUCAACUUCAUCUACCACAAGAGAUUUUUCCCAUCAGCUCUCAGACACCAAUUCCAAGUGUGCACAAUGAACCUAGUUCUGGUACUUCGAAUUUACCUCUAAAAGCAAGUCAAGACACAAGUUAUAAUCCCCAUAAUGAAGCUUCUUCCAUACGUCUGCCCCACGAAUUAUUUGGGGACAUUAGUCCUCAGAAAAGCUGGGGUCCUACUCUUCAUGAGCAAAAUAAUGAGAAGUAUCAGAAGGAGAUAUUACCUGCAUCUUCUAAGCCAUUUGAGAAACCUGAACAUCCACAGGGUGCUCAACCUGUAGUGGAAUCUUCAACCGGACCUCGUGGGAUUGUGUUACCACCAGCAAGUAAUAUUGGUUUGGAUGUGAAGAUCAAAUCAGAUAAUGUGCAAGAGCUGCAGUCGGGAAGAGAAAGCUCCAUCGCUGACACCUCUGUAGGAGUACGUGUUGAAGCACAGGAACCCAAGAAGGCUACUGAGAAGAAAUCUAAAAAGCAGAAAGCUACCAAAUCUCAAUCUUCUGAUCAAGCAAAGGGAUUGCUGAAAAAUGUGACCUCGGAGCUGUCUAAGCAAUCAGAAGCUAAGAUGCCAAAUUUUAAUGAGUUGGGGGAGGCCAACAAAGAUGAAUAUGUAACAUAUCUGCAACAAAUAAAGGGCAAGGAAAAUCAGAUUGGAAAUGCUGUCCCAGAGGCUGUCGAUCAUCAAGAAGUUAGUUGCCUGCCUGCUAGUGUUACGAAAAGCAUCACUGAAACAGUUCUUGUGGGCGAGUCCAACGCAGCAGCUGGUUCUGUUUCCUCACAAAAUACUGGUGUGCCUGCAGGAAGAGCUUGGAAACCCGCUCCAGGUAUCCGGGCAAAGUCUUUAUUAGAAAUUCAACAGGAAGAACAGAGAAAGGCCGAGGCAGAAAUGCUUGCAUCUAAAGUUGCUACUGCUGUCAAUUCCAUGAGUUUGGCAUCUCCAUGGGUUGGAGUUGGUGGAGGGGCCAAUUCUGACUCUGUAAAAGUAUCUGGUGAAAGUCACAGAGGAGGCAAUAUAGAAUAUCCUGUUCUAUCUGAAACUUCUCAAAAUAUUAAGAGCAAGAAAAGUCAGCUACAUGAUCUAUUAGCAGAAGAAGUUCUAAAGAAAUCUAAUGAAAAAGAUGCUGAGGUUCCAGAUAGUGCAUUGUCCUCCAAUAAUUUAACUGUUCAUUCAGAACCACUAGAUGAUAGCAGCUUUAUUGAGGCAAAAGAUUCUAAAAGAAACCGUAAAAAGUCUACAAAAUCCAAGGGUUCAGGAGCUAAAACUCUGGUUUCUGUUGCAUCUGCUGAAGCACCUAUGGCUUCAAGCCCCAUUGAAAAAAGUAAAAGUUUCCGCUCUGCGCAGCAGGAGAAAGAAGUAUUGCCACCAAUCCCUGCAGGACCCUCUUUGGGAGACUUUGUUCUUUGGAAAGGAGAACAAGAGCCGCCAAGCCCAUCUCCUUCUCCAGCAUGGUCUACUGAUUCUGGCAGGAUUCCCAAACCAACUUCACUAAGGGACAUUCUGAAGGAGCAGGAGAAAAAAACUUCUUCUGCUGUGCCUGCAAACCCUGUGCCUACCCCUCAGAAAUCACAGCCUACCCAGGCUACUUGGAAUAGUGCUUCUUCACAGUCAAUUUCAGCUUCCUCUCCUUCUAAAGCUGCCUCCCCAAUUCAAAUAAACUCCCAUGCUCCUUCCCAGUCAAAAUACAAAGGGGAUGAUGACUUAUUUUGGGGCCCAAUUGAGCAGCCUAAGCAAGAAACUAAGCAGUCAGAUUUCCCUCAGCUUGCAAGUCAGGGAAGCCGGGGUUCAAAAAAUAUACCCUUAAAAAAAGGCACUUCAACUGGAUUAUUAACCAGACAAAAAUCAGCGAGUGGUAAACCAACUGAACGGCCUCUAUCAUCAUCACCUGCCUCUUCCCAACCGGUGCUGAAAUUGAAAAAAGAUGCCAUGACUAAGCAUUCUGAGGCCAUAGGCUUCAGAGAUUGGUGUGAGAAUGAGUGUGUCAGGCUUAUUGGGACAAAAGAUACAAGUUUCCUUGAAUUUUGCUUGAAGCAAUCCAGAUCAGAAGCUGAGAUGUUUCUCAUAGAAAACCUUGGAUCAUUCGACCCUGACCAUAAAUUUAUUGAUAAAUUCCUCAAUUACAAGGAGCUGUUACCUUCAGAUGUUUUGGACAUUGCUUUUAAGAGCAGGAAUGAUAAGAAAGUCACUGGACUUGGUGCUGCAGGCAUGGUAUCAGCAAAUGCAGAUUUACAGGACGGGGACCACACUGAAGGAACCUCUAAAGGAAAGAAGAAGGGUAAAAAAGGAAAAAAGGUGAGUCCUGCAGUUUUGGGAUUCAAUGUUGUGAGUAACCGGAUCAUGAUGGGUGAGAUCCAAACCGUAGAAGAUUAAGAUUAUUGGAGGAGUUUGUUAUGGUAGAUGUAUAUACUUUUUGGUCGGACUUUGUAAAUCCUUAUUUCGUUUUAGGAUUUUUAUUUCCUUAUUUAUCUCAGACAGAAGCAGCGUUUAUCUGCUUAACAAAUUUUGUUAUCGUAUCGUAGUUUCGACAUUUGAUCAUGUUGAGAUUCUGUCAUUCUGUCAAACGUAUGAUCAUGCUGAGAGUCUGUCAGCUUUAUUGUUAUUCAAUUGAUUUUCUUAUUUAUUAA
Molecule: messenger RNA, 5557 nt
Organism: Lotus japonicus
Lineage: Eukaryota; Viridiplantae; Streptophyta; Magnoliopsida; Fabales; Fabaceae
Product: protein ESSENTIAL FOR POTEXVIRUS ACCUMULATION 1-like
Exons: 9
Coding region: 117-5303 (1728 amino acids)
Molecular function (GO): protein binding
Source: RefSeq, a predicted model, not a curated record